Messenger RNA from Linum tenue, 2079 nucleotides. Lineage: Eukaryota; Viridiplantae; Streptophyta; Magnoliopsida; Malpighiales; Linaceae. The record is from the annotation of a GenBank genome assembly.
CUCUGACCUCUGUCUCGGCAAACCUAAAAUAUCGCAGAUUCAAUUUUUCGCAGUCGCUGGCGCAUACCGGACGCACCCAAAAAGCAGCGUCGCUCCGAGUCCGUGCCGAAGCAGUCAGGCAGAAACGCCUCACCAAAUUCCAGAGCACAACGAGAGCCGCACCACUCUCAUUCACCACCCACUCCUUUUCUUGCCUAAUUCCGCCCGCCCUUCCUUGUUUUGGAUCUCUAUCCUCCACUUUUUGCUUUUUCCCACACUUUUCCCUUCCUUCCACAAAGGGGUUCUUAUUUCUAUCCUUCAUAUCCUCCCACAUUUUUCUCCUCUCUAGAUUCGCCACCCUUUUUUCGCUGCCAUUCUCCAAUUUUCCGCCCUAGUAAUCGAGGAGUCCUUUCCAGUUUCCAGGUUUGAGCUGACAAGCAGCAGCUCUCCUCUCGCCGCCAUUUCUCCCUUUUUCUAGUCGACUUCGUUAUCCUUGUUUCCUCUUCUGUUCUGAUCCAUUGCCAGUUCUCCUGCGCGAUCGCUGAAGAAACAAAGAGAUUUCGUGGUGAUUUCAUCGGCGCUACUUCAGUAGUAGUUGGCUCACUCGGUUGCAGAUUGCAGAUAAGGUGUUUGGCUGUCCCCCGUCGAUUGGGAUGGUGCCGCGGUGCUAGGAAGAGAGAUAGAUUCAGAGCUCGGAGCUGGAGAAUGGAGGAUAGAGGAGGGUCGUUCGUCGCUGUCAGAAGGAUAUCUCAAGGUCUGGAGCGUGGCAACAGCGCCUGCCAUUCAAGUUCUGCCGAGGUUGUAGCAGGGUCUGCUGCAUGGCUUGGUCGUGGCCUUUCUUGCGUUUGUGCUCAGAGAAGAGAGAGUGAUUCCCGUCCCUCAUUUGAUUUAACCCCUGCUCAGGAAGAAUGCUUGCAGCAGUUGCAGAGUCGUAUAGAUAUACCAUAUGAUAGUUCAGUUCAUGAGCAUCAGGAAGCUCUGAGGGCAUUAUGGAAUGCUGCUUUCCCUGAAGAGGAGCUAUGUGGUUUGAUUUCUGAGCAAUGGAAGGAGAUGGGUUGGCAAGGGAAGGAUCCGUCCACAGAUUUCAGGGGCGGUGGGUUCAUAUCAUUGGAGAACUUGUUAUACUUUGCUAGGAAUUUCCCGCAAUCAUUCCAGGAUCUUCUUCAAAAGCGAGAAGGAGACCGUUCGGUUUGGGAAUACCCAUUUGCUGUAGCUGGUGUGAAUAUCACAUUCAUGCUAAUUCAGAUGCUUGAUCUGGAAGCAGUCAAGCCCCGGAGUUUGGUAGGAGCAACUUUCUUGAAGUUCCUCACUGAGAAUGAAUCAGCGUUUGAUCUCCUAUACUGCAUCACAUUCAAGCUAAUGGAUCAGCAAUGGCUUACCAUGCAUGCAUCAUACAUGGACUUCAAUGCUGUUAUGAAAUCUACACGAAGGCAACUGGAACGGGAACUUUUGGCAGAAGACAUAACACGGCUUGAAGAACUACCCUCGUACAGCCUUCUUAAACGGUAGUAUAUGAUAUGAUAUGAUGAGAUUUGCGGCGAGUUAACUAAUUUCCUGUCAACAGCAGGAUGUUGGCCCGACAUUGGGCAUUCAUUGUGUCCUUUUAUUUUCUUGUGGUCGUUCCACUAUCUUCUCCCGGGUUCUUGUAACUCAGACACCCAUGUCAAAUCCACUUACCAUGCUUGUUCAAAGGUGGCCCUCCAGUGUUUUGAGGUGUCGAAAGUUGUAGGGUAAAAACCGUUGGUCUGAGCGUGAUUUCUUUGUAGAGUAGUGGGGCAGUGUUUUAUCUGUUGUGUUAGGUGAGUGUGAUGAGGUCCAAGUGAGCUGGAAUACAGAAUGUAGCGUUUGUUUUCUUGGUGACGUUGUUUCCCCCCUAUCCGGUUGUUCCCGUUGGUGAGGUGGGGGAGCUGUUGAUUUGUUGCUACUGUAGGAACUAUUGGUAUUUAGGGUUUUGAAUAGAAUUAAGGAUUGGGAUGGGGAAAACAGAAUUAGAGACUAGGGAUUUAAAAGAGGAAAUUGAGGAUCGAGGAGAAGCAUGGUUGUCUGACUGUUAGAGAUAGGUGAUGAAAUUAAGAUUUUGAGAUUUUUUUUUUUUUUGAA